Solea senegalensis (Senegalese sole) is the source of this 892-nucleotide messenger RNA. It is a transcript of the gene il21, whose product is annotated as interleukin 21. Gene Ontology annotation, molecular function: cytokine receptor binding. Gene Ontology annotation, biological process: immune response. NCBI's taxonomy places the organism in Eukaryota, Metazoa, Chordata, Actinopteri, Pleuronectiformes, Soleidae. Bases 63 to 488 code for a protein of 141 amino acids. The record is from RefSeq and is a predicted model, not a curated record. Gene Ontology annotation, cellular component: extracellular region. The transcript has 6 exons.
CACUCUGCAUUUCCAGUAAAUCGAUCGAUUGGUGACUUUUGGUGAAUCUGACUCUCGAGAACAUGAAGCUGAUUGUUUUUUGCCUCCUUGCAGUCUGUGCUGUGGCCGCAGCAGACAGAACACUGCAGAGGAGGAAAUUACAAGAAGUCCUGAGGCAGCUGAAGGAUGUGAAAGAAAACCUGCAGCACAACAAGACGAUGCUGAAUACUCCACCAGAGAAUGUUGAGGAUUGCUGCUGCCAGUCAGCGCUGGAGUGUUUCAGAGCCAACAUGCAGGUGCAUUUCAACAUCACAGAGAAAAAGCAAAGCAAACUCUACAGGAGCCUCAAGAAACCCCUCACUCUGAGCAGUCUGGACUUUUGUAAUUCAGGAAAUAAUAUGCCCACAUGUGACAAAUGUGAUGAGCAUCCUAAAGUAAAUGUCCAGGAAUUUUUCAAACGCCUGGAGUCUCUUAUUCAGAGGGGUAUAACCAGACUGACCAUGGACUAAAAAAGGAGAACCGAGCUGUGACCAAGGGCUGAAUGACACUGAGUGACACUACGCUGAAAAUAUGCUAAACAUAAAAGAAGUCUACAUGUUGUAGCCUUUUCAAGUAUUUAACUUAUUUAAUAUUUAUUCAGACAGUGGUGGGGAAUCCACCUGAACUCAUGACCAAUGUAUGUAUUUUCAGAAAAAAGCUGCUUUGCCGCCACCCAGUGGACUGGGCUUGGGCAGUUUUGUUUUAUUGCCUCUCUUUCAUUCCAAGUGAAAGGUGACUGUCAAUAUGCUGUUGUUCUCAAGGACGAUAAAUUAUAUCUAUUGAUGUUUAUACUAUGUAUGGUGUGCCUUAAUAGAGCCAUUCUGUGAACAAUUUGUGCCAUUUAAAUAAAGGUUAAAUAUUUUAUUAUUACACA